Messenger RNA from Dendroctonus ponderosae (mountain pine beetle), 748 nucleotides. RefSeq names its product N-alpha-acetyltransferase 38, NatC auxiliary subunit (gene Sbat). The coding region runs from base 122 to 529 and encodes 135 amino acids. The transcript is spliced from 2 exons. Lineage: Eukaryota; Metazoa; Arthropoda; Insecta; Coleoptera; Curculionidae. Gene Ontology annotation, cellular component: NatC complex. The record is from RefSeq and is a predicted model, not a curated record. Gene Ontology annotation, molecular function: RNA binding.
GCCAGGUGAAUGUUUCCGUGACAUAACCUCUGUGUUUUUACUAUAACCUCAAACUUGUCUUUAUCUAUGACCCCAAAUGGAUCAUUAUAAAAGUGCACUAAAAAACUGAAAAAUUAUCUCAAUGGAAGCCCGGGAGGCCUGCCUGAGAAGCAGCAUUGAAAGUGAAGAUGAGGGCCACUCAGAUGGCCCAGAUGAAUCACACUACAUGCCGCAAAAUGCCCCUAGGAUUAUCAACACAUCGACUGGCGCUUCUAAGCUGCGCUCUUGGCUCAACAAAACUCUAAAGAUCAGAAUGACUGAUGGUAGGACUCUGUUGGGGGUGUUUCUCUGUACUGAUCGCGACGCCAACAUUAUAUUGGGGUCCUGCUCAGAGUACUUGCCUACUGAUCCUUCUGAGUCAAAUGAGGAUCCGCGCAUGCUGGGACUGGUAAUGAUUCCGGGAAAGCAUAUUGUGUCUGUACAAAUCGAUAUGAAUGAGUUCACGAUGGAUUAUCAAGGCUCACUCAUUGAAAGCUUAAAUUAUGUUUAAACUUAACAUCUCUAAAGCUAGCGGUUAAUGACUGAAGCCAAGAGCUGUUAAAACAAUUCACUAGUAAAGCAGGUUUAUUUACAUACAACGUUUCAAUGUUCAGUAAACAGACACAAUUUCAUGAUAAACUCGCCUUGGCUCAAAUACAGCUGAUUUAGUCUUUAUUUGAUUGGGAAUUCUGUAAAAUAAGAAUAAAACCCUCAUAAUUUCAAACUCAAA